Messenger RNA from Cydia strobilella, 1743 nucleotides. RefSeq names its product ribosome biogenesis protein BRX1 homolog. The transcript has 5 exons. The record is from RefSeq and is a predicted model, not a curated record. Bases 96 to 1205 code for a protein of 369 amino acids. Lineage: Eukaryota; Metazoa; Arthropoda; Insecta; Lepidoptera; Tortricidae. Gene Ontology annotation, cellular component: nucleolus. Gene Ontology annotation, biological process: rRNA processing; ribosomal large subunit assembly. Gene Ontology annotation, molecular function: rRNA binding.
GCGUGUAAACGAGAGUUCGUGUUUUGUGUGGCUGUAACCUAUAAAAACAAAAAAACUGCAAUUUCUAUUAAAGUAACUACAAAUAUAUCGUAAAAAUGGUUAAAGUAAAGGCAAAAAGUUCUAAAAAGAAAGCAAUAAAAGCUCAACCGACAAAAAUGGAAGUAGAAACCGUUGUGUUACCUCCAGUGCGAAUGUCGGAUGAUCCAACUCCUAAACAGGUAAAAUGGAUCAACAGGCAGAGAGUAUUGGUGUUCGCGGCUCGUGGUAUUAACCACCGGCACCGUUAUCUCAUGGAGGAUAUUAAGAAGCUAAUGCCUCACCACAAGACCGAGUCCAAAAUGGAAAGGAGCAAGAAUUUGUAUGUGGUGAACGAGAUCAGCGAAAUGAAGAACUGUAAUAAAUGCAUCCUGUUUGAAGGCAGAAAGAUGAGGGAUCUGUAUUUGUGGAUGGCUAACAUUCCUAAUGGGCCGAGUGUUAAGUUUUUAGUUGAAAACAUUUACACAAUGGGUGAGCUCAAAAUGACAGGAAACUGUCUAAGAGGAUCCAGACCGCUUCUUUCUUUCGAUCCCCAAUUCACCAGGGAUCCCCACUAUGCCUUGCUGAAGGAACUACUAAUCCAGAUAUUCGGGGUGCCCAACCAUCAUCCUAAAAGUCAACCGUUCUUUGAUCAUGUGUAUACCUUCAUGGUGCUCGACAACAGAAUUUGGUUCAGAAAUUACCAAAUUUUAUCUGAAGAUGGCGCUUUGGCUGAAAUUGGACCUAGAUUUGUGUUGAACCCUGUAAAAAUAUUCUCCGGUUCAUUCGGUGGAGUGACCAUCUGGGAAAACCCUAAGUAUGUGAGCCCUGCCAAGUUGAGGCAAGCUUUCUCCAAGAGAGCUGGCGAUAAGUACGAAAGGCGGAUUGAGAAGAAAGCGGUAUAUGAGGCCACGAAGCCCGAGACAGGGUAUCCGGAUAUUGAAGAUGCUGAUUUCUUCAAGGGUGAUGCUGUGGAGAAGGCUGAAGAAGUCGUUGUAAAAGAAGUAAAAGAAGAAGUGGACAGUGAGGAAGAGGUUCAGGUUAGACCUGCCGUCAAGAAAUCUAAGAGCAAGCCGGACAUGGCCAUCAGACGGAAACAACUCAAAGCCAAAAGCAAGCUCAUCUCCGACCAGAUCAAGAAGAGGAAACAGUUCAAAAAGAAGAAGCCUAAUAAAAAAAUAAAUACUUAAUCAAAUUUUGUAUUCCAUAAUCAGGUUAAGAUCAAUGUGACCAAAUCCGUCUGCGGGAAAUUCCGUACACGAGCGUAUUUUUCUUAUUUUUAAUCUGCUGACUGCUGAAACAAAAGCAAAAAGCUAUCGCUGGUUUUUCGACGCCGUGUCAAACACAAAAGCUGUCACUCGGACACCACGUCACCGAAGUGUCGAAACUGAAAUUGAACUUUAAGCAUAUGCGCGUAGGUCUAUGUUGCUCUGUGGUGUGUGACGGUUUAAUCCGUCUUUGGCGUUGGACCUGCAGUUCGGAUAUGUCCGUCGCGUCGAAGAUUAACAAUCGUGUUUAAAUAACUAUUUCAAACUUUAGGUACCUACGUCAAACGGUCUCUGAGAAAAACGCAUUUAACUGAUUUGCAAGACCGAAGUGAUCCCAUAAGUGUUCCGUUUGUCAAAACAAAGUUUUGCACGGAACACUAAAAACUAGCGUUCGUGUACGGAAUUUCCCGGAUUUGGGAGCUAUAAGGAUGCCUUAUGUCAAAAAUAAAAAAGUAUUUCC